Molecule: messenger RNA, 828 nt
Organism: Suillus clintonianus
Lineage: Eukaryota; Fungi; Basidiomycota; Agaricomycetes; Boletales; Suillaceae
Exons: 6
Coding region: 1-828 (275 amino acids)
Biological process (GO): vesicle-mediated transport
Cellular component (GO): membrane; Golgi apparatus
Molecular function (GO): small GTPase binding
Source: RefSeq, a predicted model, not a curated record
AUGGCUUAUGUCGCUGUCGAUGCGGACGAUCGACUAGAAGAAGGACCAGAGGGUCUCGAGUUCAAAUCUUUCCUUGGAGCAGACGCGAGAGCAGACCAAAGAACACAGUCCGCAGCGUCAAACCUUGACCGAGGAUAUCUCACAGACCACACCACGCACAAAGGUCCAUCUGGAUUCUGGACAGUCGAUUACUAUCAGCCAUAUUUUGACGUUGAUACAACAACCGUCUUGAAGCGAUGCUACACGACACUCCUCCCUACUUCACCCUCGUACCUGUCGAUUCUUAGCCCCAGUGCCGAUCUAUAUGGCCCUUUCUGGAUCCCAACCACGCUUAUACUGGCGCUGUUCCUUUCUUCAUCCCUUGCAGCAAGCAUCGCGUCUUACCUUUCUGACCCAGGAGUUGCGUAUGAAUAUGACUUUGGCCUACUAGGUCUUGCAGCAACAAUCGUGUAUAUAUACGCAUUUGCAGUACCCAUUCUUCUGUGGCUCGCACUACGCUACCUCGGCGUUGGCGAAUGGGGCGUAGCGGAAGCGCUCGGGGUCUGGGGUUACUCAUUAUUCGUCUGGGUACCUGUUUCGAUACUAUGCGUGGUGCCUAUACCUAUUUUGCGUUGGGUAUUGGUGGGCGUUGCGUUCGGCUUAUCAGGGUACUUUUUGGUGACGAACGUGUACCCAAUAUUGGCAAUGGCCGACGCGAAAGCCACUCGCUUACUAAUAAUCGUGGUCGGCGCGCUACAUGCUGGGUUGGCGUUGACGUUCAAAGUGUUGUUCUUCAGCUACUACGCUAUCCACGAAAUCGGGCCUGGAGCCGAUCCAAUACGGAUGUAG